GUCAUUGAGAGGCGGCGCCGCCUCCUUCUCCUCUUCCAGCUUCUCGCUUUCUCUUUCGUUUCCCCUCCCAGGUGAUCGAGAAUAACACAAGCCCGGCAAAGGAAGAAAGCGGGGCUGCCCCGAGGGGGGCUCGUGAAGGGCGGGUAUUCGAAACUUAAGGAAGGAGGGGUGUGCCUCCUGGCCGAGCUGCAUCAAGGGGACGAGGGGGCUGCCGCCGCUGCGGGCGGGGACGCGAAGAGAAGGACGGGCCUUCCGACGGAGCUGCACCAGGAGGACCAUAGAGGAGCUUCCCCGGGAGGCUGAAAAAGCAAGGAUGGCGGUCCAGGAGCUGCUGGCCUGCCGGGCGCUGAAGGAGCUGUGCGCGUCGGGGGGCUGCCUGGAGAAGGGCGAGCUCUCGAAGCGGCUGCGCCUCGAGGGUAACCCUGCGCUCCUAGCCCAGAUCCUCCAGGACGCGAAGAAGUUCACUCUGGUGACCCGGGAAGAGGGGGCCCCCUGUGCGGUCGAGAGCGGCGGCCACCGGGUGGUUGUGGCCACCAGCGGGGUGCGGCUGUGCCGGGAACACGGCAGCGGGAAAUGCCCAGGACGCUGCCAGCAGCUCCACAUCUGCCGGUACUUCGUGUACGGCGGGUGUCGCAACCAGGGCACCAAGAGACAAUGCAAGUUCAUCCAUGACUUUAAUUCCCUGCCUAAUCUGAAUGUCCUAAAAGAACAUGGCUUGGAAAGCUUAAACUCUGACGAAUUAUGUCAGCUGCUGCUUCAGAAUGAUCCUUCACUCUUGCCUGAGAUAUGUCCAUAUUAUAAUAAAGGGGAUGGACCCUAUGGGUCUUGUACCUUUAAGAAGAUCUGUGUCAAACUUCACAUAUGCCAGUACUAUCUCCAGGGAGAAUGCAGAUUUGGGAGCAACUGCAAGCGGUCACAUGACAUUUUUAACCCAGAGUGUUGUGAGAAGUUGGAGAAGUGGGGAAUGAACCAAACCCUGAUUGGUAAAGUUCCCUUGAUCUACAAGAACGCAUGUGACAUCAAAAACUGUACGCCAUCACCUUGCAAAGAACGAAGAGAAAGCAGUGGUCAGGGCUCACUGACUACCAACAGUAGUGAAGCUUCAGAAGAGAUUUGCUUGUACCACAUUAGAAAAAGUUGUAGCUUUCAAGAUAAAUGUAUUCGCGUUCACUUCCAUUUGCCAUAUAGAUGGCAGAUCUCUGAAGGUACCCAGUGGAAAGAUUUGACCAAUAUGGAGAAAAUUGAGGAGGCCUACUGCGACCCAUUUAAUGAAAGGGUUUCCUGCCACAAGACUGGAUGUGGCCCCAAGCACCUGGACAUCAAUUUCUCCAACAUGACCUGUGGCUCUGCCAAAGUGAGACGCCUUUCCACAUCAUCCUCUGUGACCAAGCCCCCUCACUAUAUUCUCACAACAGAUUGGAUCUGGUACUGGAAAGACAACGAUGGGGUGUGGAAUGAAUAUGGACAAAAAGAUGGUGACCAAGAUGCUGCCACAAUUCUGAGUCUUGAUCUGGAGAAAGCUUUUCAGUAUGAAAUGUCUCCAACAUUGAAGUUCUCAGCUGGAAAACAUAAUUAUGAGCUUGAUUUUAAAGCCAUGAAACAGAAAAACUGUUAUUACCUAACAGAACGCAGUGUUCGUAGGCGACCUAAGUUUAUGUCUCUAAAAGAAAUAGAGAAGAAGAAAACCAGUGGGGCAGAGCAAUCGAAAGGAGGCCCUCUGCAGAUUCCAGCGCACUGGGACCAGACAGCCUUGCCAGAGCUGGGAUAUAAGCUGAUCACCCUUCCUUCAUCUUCCAAUGAGUACAGAAAGGUCCAGGUUAACUUUCAGCGAACUAUGCCCAAAGCAACUAUUUUGGCCAUCAAGAGAAUCCAGAAUCUAGCUCUCUGGCAGGUGUAUCAGUGGCAGAAAGAUCAAAUGAAGAAGGUAAAUGGAGGAAAGAAUGUGGAUGAGAGGCCAUUAUUUCAUGGGACAAGCAAAAACCAUGUGGAUGCUAUCUGCCAGCAGAACUUUGACUGGAGGAUCUGCGGCGUUCAUGGGACAGCCUAUGGCAAAGGAAGUUACUUUGCAAGGGAUGCUUCAUAUUCUAACAACUACUGCAAGAGCGAUUCCACCUGCAAGACCAUGUUUCUGGCCCGAGUAUUGGUGGGGGAGUUUACUACUGGUUUCUCUGACUAUCUCCGUCCUCCUCCUAAAGACAGCCAGAACACUACUUUCUAUGACAGUUGUGUGAAUGCUCUCCAGAAUCCAUCCAUCUUUGUCAUUUUUGAGAAGCACCAGAUAUAUCCUGAAUACGUGAUAGAAUAUAGAAGUUAGAUGGAAUUUGCCUAUGGAGUAACCGAUGUCGCCUAUCGCUCUGCCUUAUUGGCUCCUUUCCAGAAGAUUAAAUGAAGAAUCUUUUUAUAUGUGUAUUUGUAUUAGGGCUGUAAUGUUUAGUCAGUUUAACCAAUUGGUUAAUCUGUCUAAAACCCCUUUUGUCUUUUACAUAGGUUCUCUUGCUAAUCAGGCAGUAGAUUUUUAUUCUUUUAAAAAAGCCUUUAAGUUUUUACAAAUCUGUGGAUGAUAGAUGCCUUCUUAGAGGAAGCACUUUCUCCUCUCUUGGAAGGAAAUUGCCUUGGCUGUGUUGGUGCCUGGUGUGAUACCUUUUGAGUGUCGCCUAAAAACAAAGAAUGUUGUCUUUCCCACACCCCUGAGCUGUUGUCUCGUUCACAUGCAGGCAAUUAAUUGUAUGGGCUUUAAUUGGUUAAAUGACUACAAUUUCUUCUAGCAGGUGAUAGCUUUAAUAUAUGUAUUUUCUUUUUUAAAUUUCCAAAGGACACUGUGUUGCAUGAAUUUCAGUUCAUACCCUCUUCAUGCAGUUAGUAAGGUAGCAUGAGAGAGUACUCCUUGUAGUAAUUUCUAGCAUGCCUUUCUAAAUGCCUCUGCUUUACUGCAGCAGACUAACAUUUCAGGAGUAAGAGUUGAGCAUAUUAUCCAGUCACUUACACAAACUUACCCCAGUGGUUUCUCCCUAAAACCUCAGGUACAUGAAGCCACAAGUGCAAUAUACUAACAUAAAAGUUUGGGGGAGCCUCUUAAAAACCUCCCUCAAACAGCUGGAAGUUCAACCUGUGUCAUUCUUGGUGACAGAAACUUCUUUUCUUCCGAUUAGAGGCAUACUUGGUAUGACACUUCAGGGUUCUAGAGAGCAAUUGGUUCUCUUUCUCCUUCAACAAGGCAGCUGCCUCUGGUGAGAAUGUCAAGACCUUCCCUGCGCUUUACUUUACUUUUGGCUCGGGUUCCUUACCCUACAGUAUAUUAAGACUUUCUCAUCACGUUUUUUCUUGCUUAACAUUAGUCUUCUGAUUUCUCUCAUGAAUCAUCCAGAGUUUUAACAUUUUUGAGUUUUUAAAGUGAAAUCAAUGUUGAAAAUGUGUUAAAUUCUCUCCAGAGACAGACAGGAGGAUUUAAUUUGGUUGGAUAUGGCCUUGCAGCUGUAGCUUGGUGAGUGGAUCGCUAAAGGCUAUCAAGGAGCCCAUCUGAUUUGGUAACUGUUUGCUGUAAUCAAUAGGAGCAAUCAAUAGGAGCAGCUUCUUAAAAUGGCUCUAUUUUAAUGUGUGGAAUACAUUUCGUCAGGUCCUGUUUUGAGAGUGCCUUAGAUUUUCCUUGGAGUUCUUGAACUAGAAACUCUCUCCAGAUAUAGCUGUAAAACCUUUCAGAGUCAUGAAGCUCAAGUGGAUACCAUCUGGCUCACUUUUCUCUUGCAUUGUAUCUAACUUGCCCUUAGGUGCAAAUUAAAGGACUGAAGUAACAAAGGUUAUUUCUGGGUGCUUUUUGGGUUCGAUUAUUAUUAUUAUUUUGGUAAAAAUUGCCGUAUGUUCUGUAGCUGUCAGCAGAAAGCUCACUUUAACAUUUAAUUGUGCAUCAACAGAUUGCUAUGCUUGGGAUAGGAACUAGAUUGAUAUUGUAGGAACUGCAGGAAGAGUAACUUGGAGCCAAAGAUAUAGCAAGGAAGAUAAUGGUGGGGGUAACUGGAAUAAAGUACAGGAAUAGCCAGGCUAUGGGUAAUCCAGAAAACACUUUGCUUGAAAAGAUGGUUUGGUGUAGGGAUUGGAAAAUAGAGCUUGGCUACAGAAUUAUUAGCGGGUUGGUCGGCCAGUCUACUUUCGUAUUAAAAGAUAUUUGUUCUAUUUCCUCUAAUGCGCAGAACAGUUUCUUAAAGUUUAAUAGUAUGCAAGACCAAAAAGAUGCACACUAACAUGAAGAAACUGAGCAAUUCCUCUUUGGGUUAAGGAUAAUGAGCUAAAUUACUAUAAUGAUCACUUUGCUGCAUUUCUCUCGGCUUUCCUGCUUCUGUUUUUUUAAUGGUUGUUUUUGGUGUGUUGUGGUUUUUACUGUGUAACUGGUUUUAAGAUUUUAAAUGUGAUUUUUAGAGAGUUGUAGUCUAUUUUAAUUUUCAUAAACUGCCUUGGGAUGUCUUACAAAAGGCGGUAUAAAAAUUGAACACCCACA
Molecule: messenger RNA, 4489 nt
Organism: Hemicordylus capensis (graceful crag lizard)
Lineage: Eukaryota; Metazoa; Chordata; Lepidosauria; Squamata; Cordylidae
Product: protein mono-ADP-ribosyltransferase PARP12-like
Exons: 12
Coding region: 314-2314 (666 amino acids)
Molecular function (GO): NAD+ poly-ADP-ribosyltransferase activity; metal ion binding
Source: RefSeq, a predicted model, not a curated record